GUCGUGCCGAAGCUUUCGUAACGUCAAUGAAACUGAUUCCUUGGGAGUUUAUUCGAUCAGGUACAUACUGCUUCAAACACAAUGAGUGUCUCAUAGAGAUUUUAAGAUAUUUAUAAAGUGCUUCGCUAAAAUAAUUGACCUGGAAAAGCCCCCAUUGAGUUUGUUCUUGUAAUUAGCUUCGGUAGACAGACUAUAGGAUUGUUGCCUCCCAGUUGUCGCAGUUAUCUUAGAGACCUAACAGCGAAACUUAUUCAGAAAUCUUAAGCUCAGAAUGACAAAUACACUCUCAAUAGGGGAGCUCAUAUGGUGCCGGUCCACCACUAUUGUGGGAGUGAUAUACGGCACAGACGGACAGCUGACCCAGAAUGUCAUUUCCGGGCCAAAAGUCGCCUCUGACUCCAUUUCGGAGGAAGGUGUAUAUAUCCUGCAUGGCAAGCGAGGACUCCAAAUCGCUGCCGCGUGUGAACGGCGAACUUGUGACAUCACCCAGAUAUGCCGCUGCGCAGUACCGGGACAAAACAGAGACACUAACUUCGAAGCCGGAAGACAAGCCGAGAAUAUAUCUCCACAGACCAUUACUGACAAGGGCCUUUACAAACGGAUAGUAUCAUGGCUUCGCCUCUACAAGGCCGCAUACCAGAUUCGCUGCAGCAAGCUAUGCUUUCUCGCAUACCCACGAACACUCUCCUGGGACAGUAUACUCGGCAGCGAGGCAUUCCACUUCGACCAUGAUCUAGAAGAGCAUUAUUCGUCAAUACGCGGCUCUACAGCGCCCCCAAGAGUUGUUGAAGAGAAUCCACAGGAAGCUGUAAUAGAUUCCAUCGCCGAUACAUGGAGUGAGUUUCUCGCAAGCGGGGAGUAUUGUUCUGAGAAGGCGAUGAAGACAUCACGACGAGAGAGCAGCGAAUGGCAGAUUAUCGGCAGAGAUAUCGCCAGUGAUAGCAGUGACGAUGCGGAAUCGGGAGAGAACCCCAGUGAAGGCGAAGAACGGCCUGCACCGGUUAUUACCCCGCCGAAGAAUAUGAAUGUUGGUCGUGGCCUUGAGUAGCGACAAUUAGCCCAUUGCUAUUUUCCGAGUUCCGAAUUCUAGUCACGGAUACCGGAAAACUGUGAUAUUGUAGGACGGUCAACUCUGGCAUGAGUACCAACAAUUAGAAUGAGGUAAUUACCGACCGUCUUUGCAUCAAUCUAUAUAGCCUGGCGUAGUAAAAUAAAGAUAGAAAGAACAUUCUGUGAACUGACCAGCCUAAAUACAGGCAACAACUCGCCCUGGCAUUACAUAGGGCUUUUGAAGAUUACGUAAACUAGAUUGAUGUACAGCCCGUGGACUUCAGUGAUU
This is a messenger RNA of Xylaria bambusicola, 1339 nucleotides long. RefSeq lists its product as uncharacterized. Lineage: Eukaryota; Fungi; Ascomycota; Sordariomycetes; Xylariales; Xylariaceae. The transcript has a single exon. Bases 272 to 1048 code for a protein of 258 amino acids. The record is from RefSeq and is a predicted model, not a curated record.